Molecule: messenger RNA, 1458 nt
Organism: Neurospora tetraspora
Lineage: Eukaryota; Fungi; Ascomycota; Sordariomycetes; Sordariales; Sordariaceae
Product: Rrp15p-domain-containing protein
Exons: 1
Coding region: 209-1228 (339 amino acids)
Biological process (GO): maturation of 5.8S rRNA; maturation of LSU-rRNA
Cellular component (GO): preribosome, large subunit precursor
Source: RefSeq, a predicted model, not a curated record
GAGCAACCUCAGCAAUUGGGAAGUUUCGAAUGGAGGGACCUGCACUCCGAACCUCGACCAUCUGCAUCUCCAAUCUGCGAUAAACAAUUCUUCUGUAUCUCCUUUGAUCGGCCACCCAACCUAACCACAACCACAACCACGAUUCAGUCUGCUCAAUUCACACCCAACCUACAACCAAUUGAAUUACCAGACAUACACAAUCACAACCAUGGGCAUCUCCAAGCGCAAAGAAGGCCCCAGCAGCAAGGGCAAGCCCGUCCGACCGUCCAAGAAGCAGAAGGCGCAAGCAUUGGCCGCCUACCACAGCAGUUCAGAGGAGGAAUCCGACAACGAGCAGCAAGAUGAGAACAACCAGAGCGACGAGGAGGGCGGAGCCUCCACCAUUCCCGCCCACCUCCUCGACUCCGACGACGAAGAUCUAGACAACCGCGUCGCCGACGACGGCGCAUCCACAGACGAAGAGCAAGCAUCCGACUCCGAUUCCGAGGCCGAACAACAACAAAGGUCCAAGAAGUCUCAACCCAAAUCCACAAAACCCAAAUUCAUCGCCAAAGACGCCCCAGAUUCCGAAGACGACUCUCUAGACGGCGGCUCCGACCUCGGCUCAGACCUCGACGAUGAAUUCGACCUCGACGGCUCCGACGCCGAAGGCGGUGGCUCCCGCAAAAUGACAAAAUCGAAGCGCAACGACCCCGAAGCCUUCGCCACCUCCAUCACCAAAAUGCUUUCCUCCAAGCUCCCCGCCUCCCGACGCGCCGACCCCAUCGUCGCGCGCUCGUCCGAGUCUGUGGCGGCCGCCAAGUCCAUGGUCGACGCGGCGCUGGAAGCCAAGGCGCGCAAGCGGCUGCGCGAGCAGAAGCGUCUUGCCUUCGAAAAGGGCCGGGUGCGCGACGUGUUGGUUCCCAGCAAGACCAGGACGCUGAACAUCCAGACGGGCGAGAUCGAGGAGAUUCCGGAUGGCAAGGAGGGCGAGCAGACGACGGGCCAGAUCCUGGAGACGGAGAGGAGGCUGAGGAAGACGGCGCAGAGGGGUGUGGUGAAGCUGUUUAAUGCGGUUAGGGCGGCGCAGGUGAAGGCUUCGGAGGCGGAACGGGCGGCGAGGCAGGAGGGUAUUGUGGGCGUGAAGAGGAGGGAGGAGAAGGUUACGGAGAUGAGCAGGAAGGGGUUCUUGGACCUGAUUGCGAGCGGUGGUGGGGGGUUGAAGAAGGGUGGUUUGGAGGAGGCUUAAAUUCCAGGACGGGUCCUCGUUGAAGGUGGUGGGAGUGGCACUCUGGUGUAGAGUGGUGAUAUUUGUUUGUUUGCAUAUUGUCAAGGUCUGUCUGGCCUGUUUCUUAUAUACAAUCCCAUGCCCUUGCUUUGGGGCCAAUAGUUGAACAAUGUACAAGCUCCAUGCCGAACUUUAAAAGGUGAAUAUGUCCUUGCAAAUCCACAUCUCCAUGUCAACAAACAAAACGUGCA